Messenger RNA from Aphanomyces invadans, 2048 nucleotides. RefSeq names its product CAMK protein kinase. The coding region runs from base 51 to 1967 and encodes 638 amino acids. Gene Ontology annotation, molecular function: ATP binding; protein kinase activity. Gene Ontology annotation, biological process: protein phosphorylation. The record is from RefSeq and is a predicted model, not a curated record. NCBI's taxonomy places the organism in Eukaryota, Oomycota, Saprolegniomycetes, Saprolegniales, Verrucalvaceae. The transcript has 2 exons.
ACAGCGGUGGCGGCGGCGGCGUCCUGGACUUUGCAUCAUUCUCCAUUAAGAUGGCUCGGAUGACCGUCUUUGUCGAGAUGGCAGUCCGCGACAUUCGCGGGACAAAGCGGCUCAUAGUCGUCAAGUCCACGGAACCCGCCAAGCUCACAUUUGCCUCCACAGACGGUAUCGACGCGCUCGACGUGAUAGAGCAGUACCACAUCAAAAAGCUCAACAGCACGUUCAUGCCGUUCAUCACACGUGGACAACUCCUCGCGCGCGUGCAAGACAGCGGCCGCAAGCACUAUCGCCCCGUUCUCGAUCUGCAACAUGUCAAAGACAACGCAACGCUCAUCUACCACCCGUGCACGGAAAUGCAAGCCGAGCUGGAAAAGAACAAGUGCUUGACGCCAGCGAUCGCGAAAUCCCCUCCGCGGGAGAUGAAUCAUACCCCGACCAAGACCCUGAAACGAAAAGAUCGCACCAUGUCGGACGACCGCCUUCGUGCGUUCAUGCAGCUGAAUUCAUCGUCUGGAUCGUACGGCUUUGACCCCACCGAGAGUUCCCGCGGGUCAGCUGAUGACCUUAGCGACGACGACCUCAUCGACUCCCACGGACAGUUCAUGAAGCCAAAGCUCGCCAAAUCGUCUUCGAAAAUUCGCGACGUCCACAAUUCUCCCAUGGCGUCCACUAGUUCGCGCCAAGCAUUGCCACAGGUAGACAUGCUUUCGCGCAACUUUGCCCAGCUCGAGAUGCCCGUCGAUUCGUCCGACGACGAAGCGGUCGCGUUGUCCGAGAUUGACAACACCGACAUCUUUAUGACCUACCACCCCCGCCGCCAUGGUGUGCCCGCCAUACCCGACACCGUCCACGACGACGUGUUCGUCACGUCGUCGUCGCGCCCAUCCAUCAACAGUCCAUCCUAUUGCGACUCGUCCCAAAGCACAAGCCCGUGCUGUCUUUACGGCGGCUCGUGCAAGAGCCGUCCAUCGCUCGAAUCCACCGCGCGCACGUCGCGUCCGUCGUCCGAUUUUUCCAUGUCGGAUGUCACGCUCGGCAGCUUCGACGAAACGAUGAGCUACUUCUCGUCGCCUUCGUUCUCGUACCGCGACUCCGUCCGCAGCAGCUCGUCCGGGAUGACCAUCAACGUCCGGUCGGACUUCGACUCGUGCUAUGUUCUUGGCCACCAGCUCGGCAAGGGCACGUACUCGACGGUGUACGAAGCAUGCUCACGGUCGUCGAUGUCGGAGAAGGUUGCCGUCAAAGUGAUCGAUAAGGUUGACGUGCACGAGCCGCGCUUCCUCUUCCGCGAGAUCGACAUCAUGACCUCGAUUCACCACUCGGGCAUUGUCGAGUUGUUCGACGUGUUUGAAACCGCGGAUCACUUGUACUUGGUGCUGGAACUGGCCGGCCGCGAGCUGUUUUCGUACAUCGACGAGCAUGGACCGCUGUCCGAGGCGCAAGCCCACGGCCUUAUCCGCAACCUCCUCCGCACCGUGUUGUACUUGCACGAGCGCGGCAUCGUCCACCGUGACAUCAAGCCCGAAAAUAUCCUGCUGGCGCGCAGCGGCAACGACGCGACCACGAUCAAACUGUCGGACUUUGGAAUUGCGCGUCGGCUGCAUGGAUCGUCAACUCCCCAUACGAUCCAAGAAGACACUGCCCUGCACAGCACGACUCCCCGCGAACGCUUUGUCCGCGCGCACACGCAAUGCGGCACUCGCGACUACAUCGCGCCGGAGGUCAUGUCCGGCAAGGGCUACGGGCUCGAAGCCGACAUGUGGAGUGUCGGAGUCGUGCUGUAUGUAAUCAUGUCGGGGUAUGCCCCGAGCUUCACGCCAAACCACGACCUCGUCUUCAACGAGUCGUGCUGGGACGCCGUGUCGGCCGGCGCCAAAGACCUCAUGGGCCGCCUCUUGGUCCGCAACCCCGAGACCCGGAUGACUGCAGCAGAGGCACUGCAGCAUCCAUGGCUCAUCUCUCACUAGAAUCCCCCAUCCCGUAGGACUCCUAUUAUUAUAAGAGGCGUGCAGUGCGCAUGGCCUCAACACGACUCUAUUUAAGUGUGA